UAAAUUAUUAUAUCAAAAUUCAAAUUGCAGAAGAGACUUCAUCAUGUAAUUGAAGAAGAAGAUCCAACAAAAAAAAUUAUUAAAAAAAAUUAAAUAAAGAAGAUAUUCAUAAUAAUCUUGAGCUAGCGCUUAACGUUAAUUGUGGCAAAGCUUAUUACCGGCGAACAGUUUUGAUUUUCAACUUCUGCGGCAAAAAUCUGGAUGAUGGGAUAACCUCGCGACGAUGAGCGUGAGCAGUAGGGUUGCGGAAUCGGUGUGGGGGAGCAUUGAAUCAACUGGGUCAGCUGUCAAUAAUGACUCUGCAAUUGAAGCUUCCAAGCUUGACUUUGCUACUUCUCUCAAAUAUCUUACUUUCAUGUUUAUGGCGGGGUCGGAUGAAGCUUGCAUUUCUUGUUUGGCAAGAACUUCGAGAGGGCCACCAGGAUCGUGGACCAACGCGGGGUCAAGAAGAUCUCCGGUGAGCCCAGCGGCCGGUCCAUAUUUCAGGUUGUGGGAGAAUCUCGGAGGAAGGAGGAGUACUUCUGUUUUCCCGAGAGCUACUGUGCCUGUUACUCAUUCUUUUACGAUGUCGUGAACAGAGCAGAACAGCUUUGUUGCAAACAUCAGUUAGCUGCUAGACUUGCUGCAUCCCUCAGAUCGUGCAGAGAAGUCAAGAUCUCCGAUGAGCAGCUCGCCUUCUUGCUUUCAGAACUCUAGCAGGUAGAGCUUACUGAACCACCAAGGUUUUGUAUUAUCACUCCAGAAUUGAGAUGUUAAUUUCUUGAUCGAGGAACUGCCUGAAAUGCGAUAACUGCCAUGUUAUUGAACUGACUUGGUCAUGAUUUCCUUGCGAUGUUUUACUAUAGAUCACAGAAUUUCAUUGUA
Punica granatum (pomegranate) is the source of this 864-nucleotide messenger RNA. Lineage: Eukaryota; Viridiplantae; Streptophyta; Magnoliopsida; Myrtales; Lythraceae. The record is from RefSeq and is a predicted model, not a curated record.